UCGAGUCUGUGCAUCAAUAAUCUGCCAUCGGCUGCAGUUUAAUCCUGUUAUAUCUGAUCUGAACAGAUUAUAAAGAGAGAAUAACAUGCAGUCUGAUGACGCGCAGUAUCUGAAACGGAAAGUGAAGCCGGGGAACAUUGACGUUCACCCCACGGACAAGGCGCUGGUGGUUCACUACGAGGUGGAGGCCUGCGUCCUGGGAGAAAACGGAGGAUCGGUACACGAGGAGCGUAAGGAGUGCCAGAAGGUUAUUCGCCUGAAGAGUCUGAACGCCAGCACGGACGUCUCCUCUCUCGCCCGGAAGGUGGUGGACGAAUGCAAACUCAUCCAUCCGUCCAAAGUGGCCGAGGUGGAACAUCUGCUCUUCUACCUGCAGAACCGCAAGAAGCCCAGCAGUAAAGCAGAGAAAGAGGAGAAGAAGUUGUUGAAACCCCGAGAGCUCACUCCGUUCGAUGGGAUGGAGCUGGAUGAGGAGGCCAACAUCAAUAAGAUAGAGGAUUACGUCGAGCUGCUGUAUGAGGGAAUCCCGGAGAAGAUCAGAGGCUCCACUCUCAUCCUUCACCUCGCCCGAAAUCCUGAUAACCUGGAGGAGCUGCUGCAGAACGAAGCUGCGCUCGGUGCUCUAGCGAGAGUGUUAAGAGAAGAUUGGAAGCAGAGCAUGGAGUUGGCCACCACCAUUGUUUAUGUCUUCUUCUGUUUCUCCAGUUUCUCUCAGUUCCACGGUUUGAUCACACACUAUAAGAUCGGAGCUUUGUGCAUGAACAUCGUCGAGCACGAGUUAAAGAGAUACGACCUGUGGCAGGAGGAGCUGGAAAAGAAGAGCAAAGCAUGUGAAGAAGAUCCUGAUAACCAGAACCUGAAGAGAGAACAUGACAAAGCCUAUAAGAAAUAUCAGAGUCUUCUGGUGAAGCAGGAGCAGCUGCUGAGAGUGGCUCUCUACCUGCUCCUCAACCUGGCGGAGGACACGCGCACAGAGCUGAAGAUGAGGAACAAGAACAUCGUCCAGCUGCUGGUCACGACUCUGGAUCGGGAUAACGAGGAGCUCCUGGUGCUCGUCGUCUCCUUCCUCAAGAAGCUCAGCAUCUUCCUGGAGAACAAGAACGACAUGGCGGAGAUGGACACCAUCGAGAAGCUCACCCGCUUGGUGCCGUGUGAUCACGACGACCUGCUGAACGUCACCCUGCGUCUCCUGCUGAACCUCUCCUUCGACACGGGACUGCGGAACAAGAUGGUGCAGGUCGGCCUCCUGCCCAAACUCACCGGCAUGCUGGGCAGCGAGACUCAUAAGCAGAUAGUGAUGUGUAUCCUGUAUCACAUCAGCAUGGACGACCGCUCCAAAUCCAUGUUCGCCUACACUGACUGCAUCCCUCAGUUGAUGAAGAUGCUGUUUGAAAUCAGAGAGGAGAGAAUCGACUCAGAGCUCAUUUCCUUCUGCAUCAACCUCGCGGCUAACAAGAAAAACGCUCAGAUCAUCUGUGAAGGAAACGGUUUGAAGAUGCUGAUGAAGAGAGCGCUGAAGUUUAAGGACCCGCUGCUCAUGAAGAUGAUCAGGAACAUCUCGCAGCACGAUGGUCCACUUAAACAGCUUUUUCUGGAUUAUGUGGGGGACUUGGCGGCUCAGAUCAGUCCCGAAGAAGACGAGGAGUUUGUGAUCGAGUGUUUGGGCACGUUGGCGAACCUCACCAUUCCUGACCUGGACUGGGAGCUGCUGCUCCGUGAAUACAACCUCGUCCCCUACCUCAAAGAGCGCCUCAAACCCGGCUCAGCAGAGGAUGACCUGAUCCUGGAGGUGGUUAUACUGAUCGGCACGGUGUCCAUGGACGACUCCUGCGCCGCCAUGCUGGCCAAAUCCGGCAUCAUCCCCGCUCUCAUAGAUCUCCUCAACGCCCAACAGGAAGAUGACGAGUUCGUGUGCCAGAUUGUCUAUGUUUUCUAUCAGAUGGUUUUUCACCAGGCCACCAGAGACGUCAUUAUUAAAGACACUCAGGCUCCGGCGUACCUCAUCGAUCUCAUGCACGACAAAAACGCAGAGAUCAGGAAAGUGUGUGACAACACGCUGGACAUCAUCGCAGAGUAUGAUGAACAGUGGGGUUGUAAGAUCCAGUGUGAGAAGUUCCGCUGGUUUAACUCUCAGUGGUUAGAAAUGGUGGAGAACCGCGAGACGGAGACAGAGCCGUUCCUCUACGGAGACACCGAGACACUGCAACCACCGGACCUGUUCUACAGCACGGCAACGGAUCAAACGGCCGGCCUGCCACUGCGUACGGGUUUCGCCCAGACGAGCCGUUCUACUCCUGAGAGUCCAGCGAGAGGACAACAAACAUCACUCCCAAACGCACUCCAUUUCAUCAUUACCAUGAGUCCAGAAUCACACGUCGAUCAUCUGAAGAAAAAAAAUUCUAAAUUGCUCCUGUUUUCGGAGAUUUGGUGACACAAACAAAGCUACUCCUUUAAAAACAGAUUUCAUUUAAAACAACUAUUUUGAGUUGUGAUUGAUUAUAAUAAUCAUCUAGUUCAAGAUAUCCAGAUAAAGAAGACGCCACAUUAUAAUAUCCACAAAAAAAGUUCUAAAUUAAUAUGUCUGAAUUAUGAGAAGUAUAGGUUAAGGAAUUCCAGUUAAAAAUGUGGGCGGCAUGGUGGCCUCGCACCUCUGGGGUCGACGGUUCGAUUCCCGCCUCGGAUCUGCAUUCGUGGAGUUUGCAUGUUCUUCCCAAAGUGUGUGAAUGAGUGUGUGUGUGACCUAUGAUAGAUGGGCACCUGUCCAGGCUGUGUCCUGCCUCGUGCCCAAAGUUUCCCAAAAUAUGUAUCAGGCUUGCCAUGCCCCUGUACAGGAUAGGCGGUAUAGAGAGGAUAAACGGAUAAAAAGUUAAAAAUGAGUUUAGAUAAAAAAACUUCCAGAUUAAGAUACUGUAUCAGGAUUAUGAGACAUCCAGAUUAGGAAAUACUUAAAAAUUACUUAGUUAAAAAUGACCUAAUGUAAAAUAUCUAAAUUAAGAUAUCAGUCUAAAUCAAGAUCUGAUUUUAAUUUUUAAAGUCCAGAUUAAACCAGAUUAAGAGGAGUCACAUUUAACAAUUUCAAGGUAAAAUAAGUACAAAUAGUUUCAAAUUAAAAUAUUUAAAAUCUGAGAGUUGUAAUCGAAAAACUUUUCAAAUUAGGAUAUAUAGCUCAUUUUAAAAAAGACAAAAUUUGACACUUUGAUUAUAAAAAAAAAAUCCAAAUUAUGAGAUAUCCACAUAAAGACAAGUUGAAAUUAUAAAUGUAUACAUUUGCAUUUUACAAAUUGGAUGUGCAGAUAAAAAAAAAACUACCAUUAAGUGUUACACUGCCUUAUGAAUUUUGCUAGCGUUUAUAUUUUAAGUAUAAUCUUAGGUAAUUUAUAUUAUUUAUACAAUUUAUUGAAAGUUGCUUUUAUUGAUUAUUAGUUUGAACUGAUUGCACUUUGAUUGUUUAUAGCAUUAAUACCACUUUAACUCUUUAUUCAGUACUUGAAUAUGUUCACAUAGACGGUUAUGGCCAGUGUAUUUAAAGAGUCGCGUUAUGUUCAUCUCGCCAAAAAUCCUUCUGACUGCAGAUUAAACAUUAAACAUCAGUGCACUUAUCACUACUGAAGGGUUAACCAUGAAAUAAAACACACACACAAUCUGAAUUUACAUAGACACCCAUCCUUCUGCCUAAAUCUUCACUUUAACCGUGUUGGUUAACUUGUUUUUAAUUGCAUAAUAAAGAUCCUUUAACACUAGCUAACACUAGCUAGCUAGAUAGUUUGCUUGUGUAAUGUUAAUGUUACUGUAUCUAGUUGAUGUUGCAUUGCUACCCAAGUUCACUAACAAUCAAGCUAACAACAAACUAUCAUUUAGCAAUAUAAAAUAAUAUAAAAAAAAUGAAAAAUGCAUUAAAUGAAUAAACAUAAAUGUUAGCGCUGAAGUUGGAUCAUCAAAUUUAACCUCAUAUCCACUGUUGCAGUACAGUAUGUGUCUCAGCAAAAUCAGAAUGUGAUAAAAUACUGAAUUUAAUUCACUAUAUAUUCAGACUUUUGUUGCACUAUUGUUACCAUCCUGUUAUUCAUGUAUGAGCAAAUAUUUCAUUAUUAGCCUGGUGUGUUAGCCUAGCAUGUAGAGACUGGGUAUACCGAAUGUUAAACGUAGAGUAUUUCAGAUUACAAUGACUGACGUCCUGAGCCGUGUGAAUAUACAACGUUUUUGUAGCAGCAAAGCAGACAUUAUGUUCUUUGUAAUGAUACAAUGCAAUAUUUAAUUAAUUUAGUUUCUCUUCCAUUUUGUUUGAGAAUGUUGUCACUUUAAAUGUAGCUUGCUUUUUUUUAAAUUUUUUUCAGAAGUAUGCUACAGACUAUAGAAGUUUUGCAUUAUAUUGUAUAUACUUUAGAAAUGUAGCCUUUAUUUUAGUAAAUAGCUUGAGUUUUAGUCAGGGAUGUGCACUGACGUUGUGACGAGCCUCUGCUGUGGUUGUCGUUGUUGUUCAUAUUAUGUUCAUAAUGCGGCUAUUUUGAAAUAUCUAGUUGAACCAUAAGGGUUUCCUGAAUAUCAAUAACUGAUAGAAAAAAAAAGUUUAAAUUAAUGACAGUCUUAGGUUAGCUAGGAAACAGGGGCCGUGUCAUGCUAGCUAACAUUAGUUCGCUUUACAUGGAUGCGCUUUUACCUCUCACUAAAAGCCUAAACUUGCCGGGUUGUGGCUCAUUUUUUACAUUUAUUUUUUAUUUGCCCUUUUUUAUUUUAAUUUAUUAUAUUUGAAGUUCAAGAAAAUCCACUGUUAAUUAUUUUUAUUAUUAAAUAAAUACACAAUG
Molecule: messenger RNA, 4802 nt
Organism: Clarias gariepinus (North African catfish)
Lineage: Eukaryota; Metazoa; Chordata; Actinopteri; Siluriformes; Clariidae
Gene: kifap3b
Product: kinesin-associated protein 3b
Exons: 19
Coding region: 86-2431 (781 amino acids)
Biological process (GO): microtubule-based movement; cilium organization
Cellular component (GO): kinesin II complex; ciliary transition zone; axoneme
Molecular function (GO): kinesin binding
Source: RefSeq, a predicted model, not a curated record